Orbicella faveolata is the source of this 2739-nucleotide messenger RNA. RefSeq lists its product as uncharacterized. The record is from RefSeq and is a predicted model, not a curated record. Lineage: Eukaryota; Metazoa; Cnidaria; Anthozoa; Scleractinia; Merulinidae.
UAAGUUUACGACAGAGAAAAAAACCGUAAUGCUUGGUCAAUUUUUGGCAGACAAAAACACUGUUUGAUCACGCUAAGAGGAUGAAAACCUGGCUUUCUUGUAAUUUAAUUAUUUUAUUUUUCGUUGUUUUUCCUUCACAGUUAUUUAAUUUCAUUUACAUAUGACUGACACCCUCGCUCUCCCUGACAAAAAAAAAUAUAUAUAUAAUCUAAACUAAAAACAAAUAUUCCAAUCAUUAUUGAUCGACGGAGUUUAAUAUUUUCCAUUAAGAAGUCGAAAAGUGUCUUUUGAUAGUUUUCACCACGACGCCGUUUUAAUGAUUGUUCAUGUACACAAAGGUUAAGACGAAUAAAUUUCCCUGAAAGUUCUUUAAAGUUUUUGUCACCAACUCCUGAUUUAAAACCGUUUCAUGAGUCGAUAUCCAAAUUGUCAUAACUGCUCUCCAUACAUUUCUUGGAGUACCACCUGAAAAAAUAAUCUUUUGGAGAACUUUUCUUGUACUUCAUAAAGCGCCAUGUGGAGUUGCCGAGUUGAAUUGGAUGCAAAAUGCGAUUUAAGACUAGGGUGAAAUGAGGAAUAACGUUCGCUUUCCGUUCAACCAAAAGUUCCGGUUUGAUUUGCCGGAAAUUUCCAGCGGCGGGUGGGACUGUUGAGUGGAAGAUUAGCCUGAAUUAUGAUAAAGAGGACUACUUCGCGAGGUAUAACCAACUUAUUUUUGCAAAAUAUAUUUCCGGUAAGUUCUGUUCCAAUUGAAUGGUUCACAUUUCGGAAAUUCUCCCUUGAUGAUAAUUUCCGUUCUAUUUUCCCACUGUUCGAAAGAGCAAGGUUAAAUUUCAGCCGAAGGAAAUUAAUGUAUGCUUUUCUUAAGUCGCAGUGUGAAGUUCGAGGCUAAGCGACUUUAAUCAAGUGAUGGUUAAUUACUGAAAAAUAAAAUGGGAUCAAAUCUUAGGAAAAUCAAGUCAGCAGCUGAGGUCAAGUCAACCGAGUUCGAGGUAGCGGGGAUCUUCUGUAUAAAUAACAACUUAAAUUGUCGUUUUAUUUUGUAUAAACAACGGUUAGUUCCCGAUGAAUACAUCUGAACUGAAACCAUCUGCGUGAAAAGCAAUUUAGUAAGCGGAAAAAAAAUAACGGCUGUAGAAGGAUCUACACUGCUGGGUCUUAGCGUUCAGUUACCUUGCUUUUCGCUGAAGCAAACAGAAACAAAGAAUUAGUCUCUUUGCUGUUAUCAUUUAUGGAAAAAGGUAGAUGACAUUUUUCAGUUGAUAAUAUCGAACGCAGCCAGCGAGGAUGAAUGACACCGGGAAAGACAACAAUGGAUCAGCAGACCAUCACUCAGACAACGAAGACCAAGCAAGCUCCAAUACUAUUUUCAAGAUAAUCUGCCUUCUCAAUGUUCCACUGAUGCUCAUUUCCAUUCUGGGUAACGCUGUGGUAUUGGCCGCCAUCAAAAGAACGCCAUCUGUUCGCUCAACGUCCGUGAUUUUGCUCAGCAGUCUCGCUGUUUCGGACCUCCUGGUUGGUGUUAUUGGUCAACCGAUAUAUAUUGCUGAUCUACUGACAAACUACAGUUUUAUCUCUAAACUGGCGAUAAUGGUAGGGUUCUCUGUAUGUACAGUUUCCCUCCUCACAAUAACAGCUAUUAGCGUUGAUCGACUUUUAGCAGUUCACUUUCACCUCCGAUAUCCUACUUUAGCGACAAAAUCCCGUGUAAAAUACAUUUUGGGAAUGAUUUGGUUGAUCAGCUUCGUCUUAUCGGGUUUCGACCUAUGGAAUAAACGCGUCUAUCACCUCUUGGUAGCCCCAGUGAUCUUCAUUUGUCUGAUAAUUUCCACAUGUUGUUAUAUCAGAAUUUCUCAAAUUGUCCGCCGUCAUCAGUCAGAGAUUCAGGCUCAACAACGUUCAGUGCAAAACAACAACGAUGAAGGAGACGGUGCCCAUGUGGUAGAAUUAAGAAGAAGUGUCAUGAGCGCUUUUGUAUUCUACAUCGCUUUAAUUAUAUGCUAUAGUCCGGCGUACAGUUUGUUAACUCUCAAUGGAAUCUCGGAAACGAGAUAUGCGUGGCAACCAGAAUGGAACUUUGCUACCACUGUAAUAUUCGUCAACUCAGCAGUCAAUCCAUUUCUGUAUUUUUGGCGUCUUCCCAAGCUUCGAAAAGNUAUUGCUGAUCUACUGACAAACUACAGUUUUAUCUCUAAACUGGCGAUAAUGGACAUCUUUCUUGCUGUCUUAACAAUUGCUGAUCGAAGGAAUAUGAAGUUCUUUGUUUACUUCUUCAUCUCUUUGGGUCUGGCGAUGUCAUUUCCUCAACCUUCAGACCGUGAAGCUGAGGAUCUGGAAAGGCAGAUGGCCGUUGAACGGAAAUGUCAGAUGAUCUUUGGCAACACCGCUGGAGGUGUUGGCCAACAGGGAACCAACUCAGGGUAUGUUGCUGUUGGGUAUCAGUUGAACGGCAAACGUCAGAUGACCUUUGGCAACACCGUUGGUAGUGUUGGUCAACGGGGAACCAACUCAGGGUAUGUUGCUGUUGGGCAUCAGUUGAACGGCAAACAUCAGAUGACCUUUAGCGCCACCGGCGGCAAUGUUGGCCAACAGGGAACCAACUCAGGGUAUGUUGCUGUUGGGUAUCAGUUGAACGGCAAGCGUCAGAUGACCUUUGGCAACACCGCUGGUAGUGUUGGUCAACAGGGAUCUAACUCGGGGAAUGUUGCUGUUGGGCAUCAGCGGAACGGCCGAAAAUGA